Molecule: messenger RNA, 1550 nt
Organism: Brassica napus (rape)
Lineage: Eukaryota; Viridiplantae; Streptophyta; Magnoliopsida; Brassicales; Brassicaceae
Product: cytosolic sulfotransferase 18-like
Exons: 1
Coding region: 208-1272 (354 amino acids)
Biological process (GO): sulfation
Cellular component (GO): cytoplasm
Molecular function (GO): aromatic desulfoglucosinolate sulfotransferase activity
Source: RefSeq, a predicted model, not a curated record
CUCAUUUACAGUUGGCAAGUGCCACAAUUACAAGAUAUCAUCUUUUCUUUUGGUUACUGUUUCAAGAUUAUAAUGUAACACCUGUGGAUAUAAAUAGCUUCAUGCAUGACUAAUUAUACACCAUGAUCCAGGCACAAACAAUAUAACUCACCUCUUUUAGUCCACAGAACUUAAGGCUAGUCCUCACAUCCUCUUCCUUGAUAUUCCAUGGAUUCAGAAACCGUUACCAAUGCAACCCUACCGAACCACCAAGACGAGACCGAGAAAGAGUUUGAGAAGAAUCAACAACGGUACCAAGACCUAAUCGCCACGUUUCCUCACACCCAAGGCUGGAGACCAAAAUCUCCACUGAUCGGAUACGGUGGUCACUGGAUAGUGAAGCCUCUCCUUGAACGUUGGCUUCACGCGCGAGACGUCUUCCAAGCACGACCCAUUGACUUCUUCGUUUGUAGCUACCCAAAGUCAGGUACCACUUGGCUCAAAGCUCUAACUUUCGCCAUCGCAAAUCGGUCCGCCUCUGACUCUGACCAAUCCUCAAACCCUCUCCUGAAAUGUAACCCUCACGAGCUUGUUCCUUUCAUCGAGGGUGAACUCUCUUUAUUCCAACAAAAUGAUGCUGUCGAGGACAAAGGGAAUACACUGUUCUCGACUCAUAUUCCUCAUGGGUUAUUACCCGAGUCGAUUUCGAAAGCGGGUUCUAAGAUGGUUUACAUCUGGAGAGACCCAAAGGACACCUUUGUCUCCAUGUGGAACUUCUUCCAAAAGGAAAGGUCGGACAAGGGUCCUCUCAACAGUCUUGAGGAGUCUUUUGAUAUGUUCUGUCGAGGCCAUUCUUUUUACGGUCCUUAUCUAGACCAUGUCAUGUCGUAUUGGAAAGCUUAUCAAGAGAAGCCAGAUCAGGUUUUCUUCCUAAAGUACGAGACCAUCAGAGCUGAUCCUUUGCCCUAUGUGAAGAGAUUGGCUGAGUUUAUGGGUUAUGGAUUCACAGCUGAGGAAGAGGAGAAAGGGGUUGUUGAGGAAGUUGUGAAACUCUGCAGUUUCGAGUCGUUGAAGAAUGUUGAAGCCAACAAAGGAGGGAAAGAAAAAGAGGACAUCAAAGGUAAGGUAAGCGGAGGUGAUGUUCCUUCUAAGUUUUAUCCGAAUAGUGCGUAUUUCAGAAAGGGAAAGGUCGGAGAUUGGAGCAACUACUUGACUCCGGAGAUGGCAGCUCGUAUCGAUGGAUUGAUGGAAGAGAAAUUCAAGGACACCGGGUUUUUUGGAUACGGUAAUUGAAUGGCCGGUUUGUGUUCUUAGUUUACUUACAGCACAUGUUAUCUCAUUUUCUCAGUUUUAUUCUACAAUGUAAUAUGUUAUCAUGCAUUUGGUAGAGCAAAUCUUGUUUCUGUUUUUUUUUUCUUUCAAAUUUAUGUUUCUAUAAAAAGUAAUUGGGUUUGUAGCCCAUUUGCCAGCAACCUUUUUUAUCUUUCAUCAGUGUUAUGCUUUCUGUUAAUUUCUCCAUUUUGUGUGUGUAAUUAUGAUAGCAUGAAUCGUACUAUACUAUUUUGUGAUGA